Molecule: messenger RNA, 2262 nt
Organism: Salvelinus sp. IW2-2015
Lineage: Eukaryota; Metazoa; Chordata; Actinopteri; Salmoniformes; Salmonidae
Source: RefSeq, a predicted model, not a curated record
AUGGACAGCCCCAGCUCUUACCGCCCCAACUCUAUACCACUGCCCCACAUCUAUACCCCAACUCUUCCUCGCCCCAACUCUAUACCCAGCCCCAGCUCUAUACCCCAGCCCAACUCUAUACCCCAGCCCAGCCUAUACCCAACCCCAAGCUCUAACCCAGCCGCACUCUACCCAGCCCCAGCUCUCUAUCCAGCCCCACUCAUAUACCCACUCAGCUCUAUACACCCAGCCCCAACUCUAUUCCAGCCCCAGCUCUCUUACCCAGCCCCAAGCUCUAUACCCAUCCUCAGCUCUAUACCCCAGCCUACAACUCUAUCCCAGCCCCCUUUACCCAGCCCCAGCUCUCUACCCCGCCCGCAGCUCUAUACCAGCCCCAUUCUCUACCCAGCCCCAGCUCUAUACCCCCCCAGCUCUAUACGCCAGCCCCAGCUCUCUAUACCAUCCCAGCCUACUAGACCCCAGCCCCAACUCUAUCCAGCCCAGCUCUCUACCCAGCCCAGCUCUUACGCCCAGCUCCUUCUACCCAGCCCCCUUCUCUACCCAGCCCCAGCUCUAUACCCAGCCCAGCUCUCUACCCAGCCCCAGCUGUUACCAGCCCCAGCUCUAUACCAGCCCCAACUUAUUCCCAGCCCCAGCUCUAUACCCAUCCCCAGCUCUCUACCCAGCCCCAGCUCUAUCCAAGCCCCAGUCUCUCUACCCAUCCCCAGCAUCUACCCAGCCCCAUCUCUCUACCCAGCCCCAGCUCUAUACCCAUCCCCAAGCUCUCUACCCAGCCCCAGCUCUCUACCCAGCCCCAGCUCUAUACCCAGUCCCCAGCUCUCUACCCAGCCCCAGCUCUCUUACCCAUCCCCAGCUCUCUACCCCAGCCCCAGCUCUAUAACCCAUCCCCAGCUCUAUACCCCAGCCCCAGCUCUCUACCCAUCCCCAGCUCUCUACCCAGCCCCAUCUCUCUACCCAGCCCCAGCUCUAUACCCAUCCCCAGCUCUCACCUCUACAGCCCCAGCUCCCCGCUCUCUACCCACCCCCAGCUCUAUACCCAUCCCCAGCUCUCUACCCAGCCCCCCCCAAAGCUCUCUUUUACCCCCCCCAAUUCCCCCCCCAAAGGCUUCCUCUAACCCAGCCCCAGCUCCUGAUACCCAUCCCCAGCGUCUAUACCCCAGCCCCAAUAGCGUUGUCAUCAAACCCACUAUCCUGGCAUUACAAGUGUCAUUCUCCCCGCUCUCUAUACCCCAACCCCAAGUCCUUCCACCCAGCCGCACUCUUACCCAGCCCCAGCUCUCUACUCCAGCCCAGCUACUUAACCCACUCAGCCUCUAUACCCCGCCCAACUCUAUCUUCCAGCCCCAGCUCUACUACCCAGCCCCAGCUCUAUACCCAUCCUCAGCCUCAUACCCCAGCCUACAACUCUAUUCCCAGCCCCCUCUCUACCCAGCCCCAGCUCUACUUACCCCAGCCCCAGCUCUAUACCCAGCCCCAGCUCUUACCCAGCCCCGCUCUAUACCCAUUCCCAGCUCUAUACCCCAGCCCCAGCUCUACCUCCCCAGCUCUAUCCCCAGCCCCACUCUCAUUCCAGGCCCAGCCCUCUAUCACCCAGCCCCAGCUCUAUCCACCCAGCCCAGCUCUGUUCUACCCAGGCCCCAGCUCUCUACCCAGCCCCAGCUCUAUACCCAGCCCCAGCUUCUCUACCAGCCCCAGCUGUAUACCCAUGCCCCAGCUCUAUACCCGCCCCAACUUAUUCCCAGCCCCAGCUCUAUCCAUCCCCAGCCUCUACCCGCCCCAGCCUAUACCCAGCCCAAGCUCUCUCCCAUCCCCAGCUCUCUACCCAGCCCCAACUCUCUACCCAGCCCCAGCUCUAUACCCAUCCCCAAGCUCUCUACCCAGCCCCAGCUCUCUACCCAGCCCCAGCUUCUAUACCCAUCCCAGCUCUCUACCCAGCUCCCAGCUCUCACCCAUCCCCAGCUCUCUACCCAGCCCCAGCUCUAUAACCCAUCCCCAGCUCUAUACUCCCAGCCCCAGCUCUCUAUACCCAUCCCCAGCGUCUCUACCAGCCCCAUCUAUCUCUACCCAGCCCCAGCUCUAUACCAUCCCCAGGCUCUCUACCCACGCCCCAGCUCUCUACCCAGCCCCACUCUAUACCAUCCCCAGCUCUCUACCCAGCCCCAGCUCUCUACCCAAUCCCCAGCUCUCUACCCACCCCAGCUCUAUACCCAUCCCCAGCUCUCUACCCAGCCCCAGCCUCUCUACCCAUCCCCAGCUCUCUAA